This is a messenger RNA of Capsella rubella, 2988 nucleotides long. RefSeq names its product probable receptor-like protein kinase At5g61350. Gene Ontology annotation, cellular component: plasmodesma; plasma membrane. Gene Ontology annotation, molecular function: ATP binding; transmembrane receptor protein tyrosine kinase activity. Gene Ontology annotation, biological process: protein autophosphorylation. The record is from RefSeq and is a predicted model, not a curated record. The coding region runs from base 203 to 2731 and encodes 842 amino acids. NCBI's taxonomy places the organism in Eukaryota, Viridiplantae, Streptophyta, Magnoliopsida, Brassicales, Brassicaceae. The transcript has a single exon.
AUACUGAAAGCAAAAAUAAUGAAUAACUAUAAUGGUACUACUGUAUUUGUAUUUUCCCCGGCGGCAAGGGGUUUCAUAAAACGUUUGAAGUCAAUUACGUUCAAAUUUUUAAAAACCAAUCGUUUUGUUGUUAUAUAUGGUAAACCUCUAAAAUUCUCUCUAUCUUCACCAUCCACCACCGUUAAAAUCCUCGCCGGAAAUAAUGGGAGGAGAUUUUCGUAAUUUCUCCUCCCACGUUUCCAUCCUCUUCCUCAUCAUCCUCCUCUUCGCCGUCAAUUCCAACUCCUCAUAUACCCCGGCAGAUAACUACCUCAUCGACUGCGGCUCCUCCGCCGAAACAAAACUCUCCGACGGCCGUAAUUUCAAAUCCGAUCAGCAAUCCGUCGCGUUUCUCCAAACCGACGAAGACAUCAAAAUCUCCGUCGACUCAAUCCCGAUCUCCUCCUUCUCCAAUUCCACCUCCUCCCUUCCCUUGUACCUAACUGCUCGAAUCUUCGCCGGGAAAUCAACUUACUCCUUCUACAUUUCACGGCCUGGCCGUCACUGGAUCCGUCUCCAUUUCUACCCUCUCAUCCACCCUCUCCACAAUCUCACUAACUCCGUCUUCUCCGUCACCACCGACACCACCGUCCUCUUGCACGACUUCUCAACCAAAGACACUUCCUCCGUCGUCUUCAAAGAGUAUCUAGUCUACGCCUCCGAGAAGCUCUCUCUCUAUUUCAAACCUCACAAAGGCUCCACGGCUUUUAUUAACGCCCUCGAAAUCGUCUCUGUUCCCGACGAGCUUGUCCCUGAUUCUGCUUCCUCUGUUCCUCAAGCUCCUGAUUUCAGAGGCUUAAGCAGCUUCUCUCUCCAGAUCUCUCACCGCUUAAACAUCGGCGGCGAUCUGAUUUCUCCUAAGAUUGAUCCUCUUUCUCGUACUUGGCUCUCUGAUAAACCUUACAACACGUUCCCUCAAGGCUCGAGAAAUGUCACCGUUGAUCCUAGUACCAUUACUUAUCCUGAAGGUGGAGCUACCGCGCUGAUCGCUCCUAAUCCGGUUUACGCCUCUGCCGAGGAAAUGGCCGAUGCCCAAACCUCGCAACCUAACUUUAAUCUUUCAUGGAGGAUGAGUGUUGAUUCGGGUCAUGAUUACUUCAUUAGGCUACAUUUUUGUGACAUUGUAAGCAAAUCGCUUAACGAUCUUGUCUUCAAUGUUUUCAUCAAUAAGCUCUCUGCCAUCUCUGGACUUGACCUCUCCUCCUUAACCAACGCUUUAGGCACGGCGUAUUACGCUGAUUUUGUGCUUAAUGCGUCUGCUAUCACCAAUGGCUCGAUUCUGAUUCAGGUUGGACCGAGUACCAAUCUUCAGUCGGGUAAACCGAAUGCCAUUCUUAACGGUUUAGAGAUCAUGAAGCUGAACAAUGCAGCUGGGAGCUUAGAUGGGCUUUUCGGAGUUGACGGGAAAUACAAAGGGCCUAUUGCUGGGAUGUCGUCCAAGAAGCUUGCGAUUGCGGGUAUUGGAUUCGUGAUGGCUCUAACCGCUUUCUUAGGGGUUGUUGUGUUGCUCGUUAGGUGGCAGAGACGUCCUAAAGACUGGCAAAAACAGAACAGUUUCUCGUCAUGGUUGCUUCCUUUGCACGCAAGUCACUCGAGUUACAUCUCGAGUAAAGGCGGGUCAACGUCAAGGCGUAUGAGUAUUUUCGGGUCCAAGAAGAGCAAGAGCAAUGGAUUCUCUAGCUUCUUCUCUAACCAGGGAUUGGGACGUUACUUCCCUUUUACCGAAUUGCAGAUCGCUACGCAGAACUUCGAUGAGAAAUCCGUGAUUGGAGUUGGUGGGUUCGGAAAAGUGUAUAUAGGAGAAAUCGACGGUGGGACACAAGUCGCGAUCAAAAGAGGGAGUCAGGGUUCAGAGCAAGGGAUCAACGAGUUCCAGACAGAGAUUCAGAUGCUGUCUAAACUUAGACACAGACAUUUAGUGUCUCUAAUCGGAUUCUGUGACGAAAACAAAGAGAUGAUUCUCGUUUAUGAGUACAUGUCAAAUGGUCCUCUGCGUGACCAUUUAUACGGCUCAAAAGAGAAUGACCCUAACCCUAUACCUACCUUGUCCUGGAAGCAACGUCUAGAGAUCUGCAUUGGAUCAGCGCGUGGGCUUCACUAUCUCCACACAGGUGCAGCUCAAGGGAUCAUCCACCGUGACGUCAAGACCACCAACAUUCUCUUGGACGAGAACCUAGUCGCUAAAGUUUCAGACUUUGGACUUUCGAAAGAUGCCCCAAUGGAACAAGGGCAUGUAAGUACCGCUGUGAAAGGUAGUUUUGGGUAUUUAGACCCCGAGUACUUCCGAAGACAGCAGCUCACUGAUAAGUCCGAUGUUUACUCGUUUGGCGUGGUGUUAUUCGAGGUCCUAUGCGCGAGGCCAGUGAUAAACCCGCAGUUACCUAGAGAACAAGUUAACUUGGCAGAGUACGCUAUGAAUUUGCAUAGAAAAGGUAUGUUGGAUAAAAUUAUCGACCCAAAAAUCGUGGGGACGAUUAGUAAAGGGUCGUUGAGGAAAUUCGUGGAGGCAGCAGAGAAAUGUUUAGCAGAGUAUGGUGUUGAUCGGCCUGGAAUGGGAGAUGUGCUGUGGAAUCUUGAAUACGCGUUGCAGCUUCAAGAAGCGUCGGCUCAAGUUGACUUGUCGGAUGAUAAGACUACAAUAAAUAUUGAAAUGGAUUAUAUUCCCGGCGAGGAAAUGCAUUCGGUGCCGUGACGAUGGGUGGUUUCCCAUGUCAAACUCUGUUUGGUUAAUCUUUGUUUUUUUUAAUUCUUCUUCUCAUGUUUAGUUUUUGGCUUUCAGAAAGAUGUAGGAUGAAAGAGAUCACUUUCUCUUUGGUUUGUUUUUUUAUAUUUCCUUUCCUAAUUGCAGGUUCAGUUUAUUUCCUUCCUUUUACUUUGAAGGAAAGAAGAUUUUUCUUAUUUGUGAUCUUUUUUUAUAUAAAAAAAGAAGAGAUAUUUGGUUGUCUUGUA